AUGUCCGAUGUUUGUCUUACAGGUUCAACAUGGCUCAAGGCCAUAUGUGUAUCCAUCAUGCAAGGUAAUAAAGAGGAAGAAGAAGACCUUUUAGUUAAAGAUAAUCCUCAUUUCCAUGUUCCAACAAUAGAGGCCAUGAAUUAUUAUUUAAAAACUCCAACUCAUGAUCUAUACACCAUGCCCUCUCCAAGAUUAUUUCACACUCAUUUACCUUAUAGAGUUUUGCCAGACUCAAUCAAAAAUUCGGAUAAUUGCAAGAUUAUAUACAUAACAAGAAAUCCUAAAGAUACCAUAAUUUCUAUGUGGCAUUUCUUCAAUAAUCGUAAGCGUUUAGAAGAUCUCUUUUCUUUAGAAGAAGUUGUGGAGUACUUUUGCAAAGGGGUUCAUCUGUAUGGACCAUUUUUUGAACAUGUUCUUGAAUAUUGGGAAGAAAGUAAAAAAAAGCCUCAAAAAAUAUUAUUCUUAAAGUAUGAAGACUUGAAGAUAGACCCUAAGAAAGAGGUGGCAAAAAUAGCCUUGUUUCUUGGAAAGUCUUUUGGUAAUGAAGAGGAUUUGGAGAUAGUUUUGAACAAGUGUAGCUUGGAGAGACUUAAGAAUUUGGAGGUUAAUAAGAGUGGAUCAAUCUUCUCUUAUAUCCACAAUAGUGCAUAUUUCAGAAAAGGAGUUGUUGGGGAUUGGAAGAAUCACAUGACACCUGAAAUGGAAGAGCAACUUGACAAGAUUACCAAGUUGAAGCUUCAAGGGAGUGGCCUUGAACUUUGAUACUUAUAAACAAGAAGUAUUGG
Messenger RNA from Solanum stenotomum, 785 nucleotides. RefSeq names its product cytosolic sulfotransferase 5-like. Gene Ontology annotation, biological process: sulfation. The transcript has a single exon. Bases 1 to 762 code for a protein of 253 amino acids. Gene Ontology annotation, molecular function: sulfotransferase activity. Gene Ontology annotation, cellular component: cytoplasm. NCBI's taxonomy places the organism in Eukaryota, Viridiplantae, Streptophyta, Magnoliopsida, Solanales, Solanaceae. The record is from RefSeq and is a predicted model, not a curated record.